AUGCAAACCCUCACUUAUCGCACUGAGCAGUCGAACUUUCCGCUCGGCCAUCGCCGAGGCAUAUCGAAUCUGGCGAACUUCUCUCUAGACCUGUCCUGGGCCAGAGUAGAGACGGAUUGUGCUCUCAGCAGCACAAGGGCAUAUCCCUCUCCGCCCAUGUCAGGGUCUCCACCACCACUCCCGCCCAAACCAAACCCAGAGGUCGGUGAUCGAGGCCAGGGAGGCUACCGGCCUGCUAGUCAUGAUGCGUACCGCCCAAGCUCGACAAUGCCGGGAGGCGAGUAUCGAGCAGCACCACCGCAACCACCACUAAGACCUCCAACCGCAGGUACUGCUAGACCUUAUCACCCAGAAGGUCCAGAGCGAAUUCCAUAUUCAUACCACCGACCGGAUGAAACGAUAGGGAGACAAAUACCCUACCCCCCGCAACCUGGUCCCAUGAUGCCGCAACCUCAUUAUCCACUUCCGCCCGUGGUCGGGCCUAGUCUAGGUCCGUCACCUUAUCAAAUGCCGAGCAACCCUCAAGGUGCCGAGAAUCCGCCUUAUACGUCUCCCAAGUCCCAAAGGAAAACCAAGGGCCACGUAGCUUCUGCUUCCCAACGGCCGUGUUCGCGAUGUCUUAGUAACGGCAAAGAAGACUCGUGUGUCGAUGUCCAGCAUAAGAAACGAGGCCGACCCCGAUUACGCGACGACAACCAGCCGCGGUUCGAUGCGAGAUUCCCUCAUCCAACUGAUCCGACUAUGCGACGACCGGUCUCGCUUUACUCACCAAUGACCGCUGUAUCCGGGACGUACGAGGACCCCCUUCGAAGAAAUAAUCCUUAUAGGGUUUUAAAAUCACAGCCGAGUGACCCUAUUGCGCCGAGGUUCAUCGAGCGUGGAUCGGCUUCAGACGCAAACAUAUUUCCAGCACCCUUGUCCAUAACCUCACGUGCACCAGAACCCGUGGCAUUCCUGACAACAGAUCUAGAGAUAGCAAAGGCAUCAAGGACUUUCAUAGAAGCAGUGGGGUCGCAAUCGAUCGUAGGACGGAGAUUGUUGGAAGUGGUUAGCCCAGGCGAGCGUGAUAAAGCCAUGGCGCUCCAAAGGUAUUUGCAGGAGGAGCAGGCCAGAAAGGAACCGAAUUAUCUUCCACCAAUUUUUGGAAAACAAGAAGCCGAGAGGGUAAUACAGGCCUUGUCGUUUGAUUCGGAUUCGAUUUCGAGGUUUACGCUGGAUCGACAGGAUUUCUUCACCUUUGUUUCCGGGGAUGGACAACCAAGGCUGUACCCCAUACGGAUUGGGCUUGCCAAGGAGGACUCGAUAUAUUUCGUUGUGCUGCUGUUGAAUCGACCCGCACAGCCGUUCCCGGGUCCCUCACCUUCACCCCAGGCCAGAGAUUUCUCUUAUUCAUACCAUCCUCAACCAUACACUCAACUAACCCCUGUCUCGAGUUCCUUCGACCCCGGGCGACCAAGAUACGGGGAAUCGUCUCGUGAAGGCGCUUAUACUCCACGACAGCCACCGGCAACAACACCUAUGGGUUCGGGCUUUGCCCCUGGCGCAAGCUCGAAUAUACCCCCUUAUUCCACUUCUACGCCUGCGAGAAUUGAGCCCCCAGCCGGUCCGUCUCAUCGUAUCCCAAGGAGUGAGCUCCCGCCCACUAGGCCACCUCAGCAGGUGGAAUAUCAACUGCCACCUAUUCGCGGUCAGGGGCAAGCCGGUCUUCCAACAGAAACUCCGGGUUGGCAGCGGGAUGACAGGUCAGGCCGGGUCGAUAUCGGUGGAUUAAUAGAGAAGCCCGACCCAUCGCGACGAGGAAGGUAG
Hypoxylon fragiforme is the source of this 1806-nucleotide messenger RNA. RefSeq lists its product as uncharacterized. The record is from RefSeq and is a predicted model, not a curated record. The transcript has 2 exons. Lineage: Eukaryota; Fungi; Ascomycota; Sordariomycetes; Xylariales; Hypoxylaceae. The coding region runs from base 1 to 1806 and encodes 601 amino acids.